AUGCCAGCGGGGGGACGGGGAAACACAGGCGGGGAAUGCGGUGAAAAUGUGGGAGGCGGCGUGCAUCUGCACCUCCUCCUGCUGAAGUUUGAGGUGCCGGACGCAGUAAAGGGUGCAACUGACAAUGCGGAAUUGCUGCGGUCUUGGCAGCAGAUAUGUGGAGUUGGUCUGGGGCCAUUCAUAUUUCUCUGCGGUCGCCGCACGACGAAUGAGGACGGCGGCUUUCACGUCGUCGUUCGGCGGCCAAUUGAUAUGCAGCUGCCGCUUCUGGUGGAGCGGUGCCUCAGGCAUGCGGAUCUGAGAAGACGAGACCGCCGGACGCCGCGACUGCGAUUUGUGCAGUUCACCCCGCUGCGAGGCCCGCAGCUGCAGCUGCUGGGGGAUGUGGUCGAGGGGCUGACACUGUUUGUCACGGAGGAAAAACUCGUGACGGUGUCGUCCGCCACUGGCCAGACAGUCACGGACGACAGCGAAGAAGCAAACGGAGAAACAGACGAGGUGGAGAAGUUAUCUGCCGCGGAGGAAACAUUUCUGUCUUCACUGCUUCAACAGACGUCUGCAUGGAGUGUGGAACUUUUGAACCGCUGCGGGGUACUGACAGGUGGCGGGGUCUCGCUCUCCAAAGAGUUGCGCGGUCGGGGGGACGUGGAAAUGGCUGUGCGAGCGCUGCGUUACCUGCAGCAGGCCACGUGCGCCAGACCGCGGCAAAAAACAACGAUGGACAUUGUUGGGAUUGUGGUGGAGUGGGCCGCGCUGAUGUACAGUGCUCUUGCCGCGUACCCACCUCCACAAGAGCACGUGAAACAUGCUGGGGAAGCGGAGGGGGCUACAUCCACUUGGGCACCUCCAGCGAUGCCGCCCGCGCAGGAGUUUCUCGCGGGGAGGGGCGAAAGCAUGUUCUCGCAGGAGGAACAAUUGGGCUCACCCCAACGCCUAACACCUCCACACCCACUGCAUCCUUCACACUUGUCCUCCCCAUUGGGUCCUGACGACCUCACGAUGGACCGAAGAGACGGUAGGGGCAGCGGCGCCAGUGAGGAGGCGGGGUGGGAUGCCAUACCUCCGCAGACGCAAGGGAAUAUCCCGAUUCCGCGGCAGAUGCCGAGCUGUGCAGUGACGGCAGCUAAGGCACAUAAUUUACCGUUUAUGUCGGUUUGCAGCGAGGUGCUUGAGGCGGCCUUCCACCUCCAGCAAAACGGUACACAAUGCAAGCCGUCGCACGUCAACCACUCAGUGGGUGGUGGUGGGGAGCAGGUUGGGGGGGAGGACGGAGGCCUGGCCGUUGUUGGCGCAGCCCCAGCGACGCAACUCAGUUGUCGCGAGGGUUCUAUUCAAUCCACGUCUGGCAGCUGUGGCGGUGAGGAUGAUUUUCUUCCGUCCCUCAUCCAUCGCCUUGUUUCAGUGUGUCACGCCCCCUCGAACAGUCGUCUUGCGGGCCGUCUCUCACGGAUUGCAGCAGGGGACUUUUUUCCGAGCCACAAGAUGUUAGAAAAGGCAGAUCUACUUCGUCAGCGUCUCGGCAGAACCCUCGUGGUGCGCUUCUACGACCUCGACCCGCAGAAGCCGCCGCUGCACCGCCACCAGUCGUGUUUGCAUGAUGGCCCUACGGCGCAGUCGAGUUCCUUCGCGGCCUCGGUGGCCGCUGCCGGAUUUUUAAACAGCACGGAGCACCCAUGUUACAUGUUUCUCACACACACAGACAUCAUUCUGGUCAGCGCGUUUGACGCCAACUACCCACCGUCGUCGUUGUGGGUUACCAGCAACAAGAACAGUACGGCAUUCGAUCUCGCCCACAACGAAAAAAGUAGUAGUAGUAGUAGUAGUGGUAGCUGCCGCGACGAUAAUAAUGCCGCUGUUAGUGAUCACGGAAGCAGGCGCAGGGAUGACGCUCCGAUUUGCAUGCAGCACGUGUUUGUGAUUCCCCGCGUCUCACUGAUGGGGAUUAGGCGGUUGCACAAUACGGCAGAUGCAGGUAUGGCAACUCUGCUGCGGCUCCAGACACGAUCCUGCCGCCGGAUUUGGUUGGCCUUUCAGGAGGCCAGCGAGCUGCAACACGUUUACCUGGAGCUCAACAGCGGAUUGCAGACAUCGUCUGGCAAUCGCUUUUUGGCCAGCGCUCAGCGGAACUGGCGCAUGACAGCCCUCACUCUCGUCGCUGGUGACGUUCUGCCCAUCCCACACACGCCGUUCUAUCAGCAGGUGCUACAGAACCUUCUUGCCGCCUUUGCAGACGUGGAGUCCCGUCGGGAACACACGCCUACGGCCUCUGCUGAGCCGCUUGUCGCCUCGGAUAGCGCAGGUGGCGCCCCGUUGGCAGUGGCGAAGGAGGAGGAAGACCUCGACGUUGGUCAGGGGGGGCUGAAGACGUUGUCCUACUCCUGGUGGUUGUAUUCCCCGAUGCGGGAGUACGUGCGUCAGGGCAUCCCCUCGCGACAGUGGCGGCUGUCAAGCGUCAACAGCCGCUACCAGCACUUCCCCUCAUACCCUGCCAAGUUUGUCGUGCCAGGCUGCUUGAACGAUGAUGCGUUGAUUGAGUCGGCGAGCCUGCGGACGCGGAUGCGGGUGGAGGCGCUCUCCUAUUACUGCUCGAGCACAGGUGCUGGUAUUGUUCGUGCGGCGCAGCCAGCGGCCGCCAAUAUUUGCGCCUCCGCAUCUAAAGUCGAUGCCGUGAAGUUGUACCGUCGGGCCUGUGGCAUGCAGGUGUGCACAUUUGACCUCCGCAGCCGAAUCACCGCGUACGCCAACACCGUUCUUGGAGGCGGCUUUAGCAUGGAGACGGGGCGCUACUGCCACCUGUCAAACAUUCACGUCGUGCGAGAGGCGUACGAGACACUCAUUGCCGCGGUGCUGGACAGCAACCCCUCAUUUCUUGCUGUUAUGUUGGCCGCAGGUAAGAUGUCCACCUCACGCAACGAUACGUCAGCAUCUGCCACUCCGUUCGGCUCCUCGGCUACGGUUGAGUCACCCGUGAAGGCGGCAGACGUGUGGAAUGAACACAUCCAUGGACUGCUCCGCACCGCCACAGAUGCCGCACGCCUUAUAACGGGUGUUUCAGAGGGCGACGCCCUCGCGCCCGCCAUCCCCGGCACGGCAGCAGACACACUACUGAGUGGCAGGAAUGUAAUGGGGGGGGGUGUAUCACCCAGAAAAUUGAUGAGUGGUAACAGUGGGAACGUUGGCGGGAUCAGUGAUCGCCUGAUUCCUCGUUCCUCCACCGUGUAUGUAUGGAAACGUGCAUUUAGUGCGAUCCCCUUCCGUAAUAGUAGAUGGAGGAAUAGCGGCGACGAUGGUGAUGGCACAUUCUGGCGCUUGGCACAGAAGCAGAUGAGUGCGCAACCGCCGCCGUCAUACACGCAGCUGGAUAACCGCAAGCAUGCACAGCUGGUUAUCGUUAACUGUUCUGAUGGCUGGGAUCGUACCUCGCAGGUGUGUGCGCUGACACAACUUCUUGUUGAUCCCUACUUUCGUACCAUGGAGGGCUUUAUCACGCUGCUGGAGAAGGAGUUCGUGUCCUUCGGGCACCCCUGCCUCUUGCGCUCCUCCACGUUGCAGAGCCACAGCGAGGCGGGCGUGGGGGCUGCGGUGAUGGAUGGAUCCUACGUUGGUGUCCACGACAGCCACAGAGGCCCCGCCUUCGAAAACUGUCAGAGCUCGCCCAUCCUUUUGCAGUUCCUCAACGCCGUGCAGCAGCUGCUGCGUUUGUACCCACACUGUUUUGAGUUUACGGAGACUUUUUUGCUUUUAAUUGUGGAUCUCAUGCACGCCGGCAUCCUUGGCACAUUUGCGGUAAACUGCGAGGGCGACGUGCUUCGCUGGGGGGUAGAGCAGCAGACGCUGUCACUCAGCCAGUUCUGCGCCGUGUUGUUCGCCACAACAAUUCGCACCGGUAGCAAUCCCCUUGUUGAGACCACCGAAAAUGGCGAGGGUAGCAGUGAGGUGGAGGAGCACACCGGGUGUGGCUCGCCGGCAUCUCCCGCUGUGCCUCUGCGAUGCUUCUACCGGUCGUGCGGCGGCGGGGCGACGUUGCCGGGUGUUGGCUGUGGCUCUGCCGACAGUGCGCCACGCCGUAUACCGGUGUCGUACGACGCCAUGUGUCACUCCGGCCUGUUAAACCCGCAUUUUUCCCUUGCCGAUAACAAACUCCUUUUCGGGCCUCUUGUGGAUGUGGUGCGUCCGCUGCAGCUGCAGCUGUGGGAAGGGUUCUUUCUGCGUCACAGUUUUUGGUGCGAGCGGCCAGCCAAACUGCGGCAGUUCAGUGAGCAGAGCUCCUCCACCGUGCACGCGACUCUCGUGGCAGCUACAGGAACGACGAUGGCAGCGCCUUCGUUGGCGUUUGCGUCGGCGACGGCACUGAAGCUGCUGCCCGUGGGGGGGGAGAGGCGACCGCAUACGACCCCCACGGCCGUCUUUCGGCCCACCGACCUGGGUGAUGUCCCGUCUCUCAGGAUGCAUAGUGCCGUUGCUGCCUCCCCACAGCUCAACAUGACACGAAGGACGAGUACCAGUGGCAUAUCAACGUCAUCCCCACAAGGGACACAAAUUAACCCAAUUCUAAUUGGGGGACGCGCAGACGUGGCCAGAGGCGGAAAUCCGUUUGUCCCAUGCACACUCCACUGCGACGCCUCGUGUGGGUCGCUGGCUACCUUCUCCUCUUCCCCCUCUGCGGGAGUGCAGUCGUUAGAGCACCUCCAGAAACUGCCGUCAACGUCGCUGUACCAGCGUGGUUCCAUCGGCGUCGUCAGUACGGUGGGAAGUGCCAUGAGCGAUCACUGUAAUCCCCUUGCCGACGGUGCAGUGUUAAAGCGACAAUCACUGGCCACGCUGCCGAGUGGCGUCGAGUCUCUGGGUUCGCCUCCUUAUGUUGGACUGAACGAGGGCCGAUACGCGCAGCAGAAGACAGCCCUCACGGAACCCGCGGGAGCGCAGGCGCACAGCUACAAUGCCCUUCUGGACGUCCUGGACCACGCCUUCAACUAG
Molecule: messenger RNA, 4977 nt
Organism: Trypanosoma rangeli
Lineage: Eukaryota; Euglenozoa; Kinetoplastea; Trypanosomatida; Trypanosomatidae
Product: 4-nitrophenylphosphatase/protein-tyrosine phosphatase
Exons: 1
Coding region: 1-4977 (1658 amino acids)
Source: RefSeq, a predicted model, not a curated record